AGCCGGACAUGAGAAGCUGGCCAGGCCCCACACGAGCUUCGCGGACGCCACGGCUGGGACCCAACCUGGCCCGACGGGACACGUGGCCUGGGGGUCCCUGACGCCCGCCCCGGUGGGAGAGCCAUGCCCCUGCACACCUGGGAUCUCUGGCAGGAGGAGACCUGAAGGGCCAAGAUGUAACCGCACUCCCCGACGCCGCCGGGACCCAGAGCGGGGCGCGUCUCUGCCCUCCCCGACCCCAUCAUAGACCGCCCCGGACCCCGGGGUCCCCGGAUGCCUCGGAGCCGCCCCACAAGCCAUGGCCAAUGGUGUGGGGCUGGGGCUCCCGGACGGGAUGUACCCGUCGUCUCUGCACAGCUCGGUGAGCGAAGCCAGCACCGCCACCCGCUACCUGCUCAGCAAGCACAGCCGCCUGGCCAACGGGCACGCGCGGGGCCUGCGCGCCAGCUCGCCCAUGGGCCGCGUCAUCCUCAUCAACUCGCCCAUCGAAGCCAACAGCGACGAGAGCGACAUAAUUAAUGCCAUCACGGUGGAGAAGAGCGCGGACGGGAAGCUGGGGUUCAGCGUGCGCGGCGGCUCUGAGCACGGCCUGGGCAUCUUCGUUAGCAAGGUCGAGGACGGCAGCGCAGCCGAGCUGGCCGGGCUGUGCGUCGGGGACAAGAUCACGGAGGUGAACAGCAUCAGCCUGGAGAGCAUCACCAUGGGCAGCGCCGUCAAGGUGCUGACGGGCAACAACCGGCUGCGCAUGGUGGUGCGGCGCAUGGGCAAGGUGCCCGGCAUCAAGUUCUCCAAGGAGAAGACGGCCUGGGUGGACGUGGUGAACCGGCGCCUGAUCGUGGAGCGCAGCGGGUCGACGCCGUCCGACAGCAGCUCAGAGGAUGGGCUGCGGCGCAUCGUGCACCUGUACACCACCUCCGACGACUACUGCCUCGGCUUCAACAUCCGCGGCGGCCGCGAGUUCGGCCUGGGCAUCUACGUCUCCAAGGUGGACCCCGGCGGGCUGGCGGAGCAGAACGGCAUCCGCGUGGGAGACCAAGUCCUUGCAGCCAACGGAGUCAAGUUCGAAGACAUCAGCCAUAGCAAGGCAGUGGAAGUGCUAAAGGGGCAGACUCACACCAUGCUCACCAUCAGGGAGACCGGGCGCUUCCCCGCCUACAAGGAGAUGGUGGCCGAGUACUGCUGGCUCAACAGAUUGGCCAACGGGCAGCUGCAGCAGCUGUCCCAGGCCUCGGAGACCAGCUCCUCCGUCUCGUCCUACUCCUCGGGCACGGCCUUCGGCGCCCUCAACGGGCUGGCGGUGCCCGGCCACGUGGACGUGGGCAUCUCCACGGACGAUGGGCCGCAGCGGAGCCGCCGGCGCGAGCGGGAGUGGGCCGAGACGGCCAUCCAGACGGACCCGCCGGGCGCCGAGACGUGGCGCACGGUGCGGCCCCCGGAGCUGCUGCGGGACACGGCCAUCCGGGCCGAGGCCGCCCGCGAGCCCUUCCUGGCCCGGAGGCGCCGGCCCGGCCACGGCCCGGUGGACUCGCCCAAGACGGCCCUGCUGCUGGCGCUCGGCCAGCCCCGCCAGCCCAUCAAGCGCUCCCAGAGUUACCUCACCGUCUGCGGUACGUGCCCGCCGGCCCCUGCGCCCUGCCCUGGCCCCGCUGGGAAGGAGGGAGAGGGCUGUCCAACAUGGCCGCCUCAGGAGAGAGGGCUGGGACGGGGCUGGGGAAUGUCCAAGAUGGCUGCCUAUGAGGGGGUGGGGUGGCCAAGGUGGCUGUCUAACAAGAGGUGUGGCCAAGACGGCGGUUGGGGGAUGGCCAAGAUGGCUGCUCACGGGAAGAGCCCAGCCCAGGUCGCUGCCCCCGCAGAGGAGAAGAGGAAGAAGGAGAAGCCGGCGGGGCCGGGGGACCGGUCCCCGGGGCGCGAGCCCGACAGAGCCAGCCCCGUGCAGAAAUUCGUGAGCCGAAGCCUGAAACGGGGCAGAGGCCCCCGCGCCAGCGUCCUGGGUGCCCCCAGCCCACAGAGCGCAGGCCCUGAGGCCGAGAGCCGCCUGCUCCUCAUCCGCGACAUGGCCACCAAGCUGCUCGGCGAAGACGAGGUGGCCGCUGUGCUGCGCCACUGCACCCAGUACGUCCACGAGGGCUGCGUGGAGGACCUGGUGCGGCCACUUCUGGCCAUCCUGGACCGGCCUGAGAAGCUUCUCCUCCUGCGGGACGUCAGGAGCGUGGUCGCCCCCACCGACCUGGGCCGUUUCGACAGCAUGGUGAUGCCGCUGGAGCUGGAGGCUUACGAUGCCCUGAAGAGCAGAACAGUGAGGUCACCCGCGCUCCGCCCGGCGCAGCACGACGUGCCCCCGCGCCGACACCUCAUCACGCCCGUGCCUGAUUCCCGGGGUGGCUUCCUGCUGCGGUCACUGGACCCGCUGGAGGCGGAGGCAGCGGCACUGCCAGGCGGGCCGGGGGGGCACUACUCGGUGGUGAGCAAGGCUCGCCGCGCGCGGCCCCCGCUAGCCCGGCUGUUCGCCGACGGCAAAGGGGCCCUGGAGCCGGCCCAGAACGGCCCCAGCGAGGUGCCGGAGCCCCAGUACGAGCUGCGCACUGUCCACGUCUCCAAACACAAGCAGUCGCUGGGGAUCAGCAUCUCGGGCGGGAUCGAGUCCAAGCUGCAGCCGAUGGUGAAGAUCGAGAAGAUCUUCCCCGGGGGCGCAGCCUUCCUGAGCGGAGGCCUGCAGGCUGGCUACGAGGUGGUGUCGGCGGACGGCGAGAGCCUGCAGAACGUGACGCACGGGCGUGCCGUGGACAUCAUCCGCCAGGCCUACCGCAACAAGGCGCGCGACCCCAUGCAGCUCGUGGUGAAGGUGCCCAAGGAGCCCGGGGACUGAAGGGCUGGGGGGGCCCCGUCUCCCCCAGCCCCGAACCACGAGGCAACGGCCCGGAGCCGGCUCGACCAGAGCGUGGCCCAGGCAACAAGGGGUCAAAGGCCAGGACUGGGCGUCCACCGUGCCGGAGGACCGAGCGUGUUCCCAGCUCCUCGCUGCGGCGAGUCGUGCCCGGUCUCAGACGCAGCAGGGGCCCGCGACAGCAGGCAGGGGCACAGCGCCCCCCAUGUGCUACGGAGAGGACCCCAGAGAAGCGAGGAUAAAAGCCCUACUACUGCUGCAGUAGACUGAGCCACGUCGGAGGCUGCCGUCUUCCUCGAGCCCAGCCGGACGGGGGUGCCGGGGCUGCCCCCCCACCCCGCCCCGUCAACUCACGACACCGCUCGGGGUACAAACACAGCGGGUUUAUUGGCGCCCUCAGUCUGUACAAACGCGGAUGUGGUCGGGAAUAAAUGUACAAAACCCCAGGCCCGUGGUGCCGGGGGGGUGCUUUGGUCUGAUGCCGGCCCGGGUGGGCACUGCUACGCCAAGGGGGCGGGGAGGAAACCCCCUCCCUGGACUGAGUGGCUCGGGCGGGGGGGAAGGAAAUCAGCCCCUCUCUCAGCCAGAUCCCAGGGGGCUGGAGGGGCAUCUCCCAUGUGCCCGGGGCUGGGGGGACAACCAGGACCCAGUGCCCGCGGGGGCUGGCCCGGCCACCCUCCCAGCCCGGGGGGGUCACACGGGCGGCUUGCCCGACUGGAGCAGAGCUGUGAAAGGCGCCCGAGAGCCGGGGGGAGCCAGGGCGGGUGGGGUGGGAGCAGAGCCCUAUAGUGCAGCCGGUGCCAGGCCUGGGGCGGGGGCGCCGAGCACGGGCUGGGACCCCACCCCACACCCAGGACCGCCCUGAGCA
Messenger RNA from Alligator sinensis (Chinese alligator), 3752 nucleotides. It is a transcript of the gene PDZD7, whose product is annotated as PDZ domain containing 7. NCBI's taxonomy places the organism in Eukaryota, Metazoa, Chordata, Crocodylia, Alligatoridae. Gene Ontology annotation, molecular function: protein binding. The coding region runs from base 299 to 2866 and encodes 855 amino acids. The record is from RefSeq and is a predicted model, not a curated record. Gene Ontology annotation, cellular component: plasma membrane; stereocilium tip; stereocilia ankle link complex. The transcript is spliced from 17 exons. Gene Ontology annotation, biological process: auditory receptor cell stereocilium organization; sensory perception of sound.